Messenger RNA from Macrobrachium nipponense, 4112 nucleotides. RefSeq lists its product as uncharacterized. The transcript is spliced from 4 exons. The coding region runs from base 645 to 2129 and encodes 494 amino acids. The record is from RefSeq and is a predicted model, not a curated record. Lineage: Eukaryota; Metazoa; Arthropoda; Malacostraca; Decapoda; Palaemonidae.
GUCGGAUUGUAAGUUAUACAUUACACGAGAUACACUUACCCAAUUUGUUACUUGAGGUACGUUAUUAUUUGAACGUUGUAGCAGUGUAUCAAGGACAAUUGGAUACCUGCUGGAGAACGUUUUAGUGUCAUGAACAAGUGCUUCGUCUCCUGUAGCUUCUUCUCGUUCCUGUCCUAGGGUCUGUUACUCGCUUCAGUUACUACUAAAAAUCCUGCGAAUCCUUGACGCUAUAGGGCUUCUCAGUAUCUGCAAUACCUUUUGGAAAGUGAACAGGAACUGUCUUGCAGUGGCGGCCAACGGCAUCAACAGCAUUAUUACAGGAUUUCGGAAUGACAGUUUUUAGAAGAUGAUUAUUCAGAAUAAGAGAUAGACGAUGCCAGAUUUUGAAGAAAAUUUUAAUUGGUGCUGAAGAAUCAAGUUUUAACUUUGCAAAAUGCUGUUACUGUAGAUUUGCCAUGAAUCUUUCCAAUUUUAGAUAUUCUUGGCCUUGCAGUGACUUCUGCUACCAUCGACAUUAUCACAGCAAAAGACAUUCUAUCUCAUAGAAUGUUGGAAUGUGAAUUUGAAAGUAAUCUUUGUGAGUGUAAGCAUAAUUAGUGUUUUAAUUCAAAAGGUUGUGUGUGUGUUUAGUAUUUAAUGGCAGGAUGAAGGAUAUGGCUGGAAUUGAUAAACAGCACAUAAAAGAUUUAAUUGCUCAAGGCAAUAGGUUUGAGGCUAUGAAUAUUUUCCUCCAGUGUAAAUUUGGUAAACCAGAAAAUUCCAGUGUUGGAGGUGUGAAGAUAAAACGUGAAAGUGCAGAGUCAGCAGUACCUAGGCUUGAGAAAAAGAACAAAGAUGAAGUCAACAAAACGUACGAUAACAAAGACAACAGCGAGAGUGAUAGUGAUGCCAGCGAAGGUGGGAGCGAAAGUGAGACGAGUGGGGCCAGUCAGGUGAGCUCCCCUGCACCACGUAGUGAAGCACUAGUACCUGAAGUGGAGCUGAAGGAAGAUGAGAAUUUUGACGUGGAUGUGGAGACUGUUGACCCACUCUCUGAAGAUUUCCUUCCACGGCCUCAGGUCAUGAACCAGUCCGGACCAGCACACAUGAUGCAACCUCAGCAUAAUAUGCAAGCUACGUAUGGCCAGAUGGGGGGAAUGGGUCACUUUGGUGGGCCCACUGGACUCUAUGGACCAUAUUGUGGACAGAUGCCACAGUAUGAACCAAGGACAGAUGGUACAAACACCACCCCAGUUUGGAUGGACUUGUCGCACCAGCAGCAUCCCCAUCAACAUAAUCAACAGCAGAUGCAUCCCAACAUUCUUCAGCAUCAGCAGCUUCAACAGCAGCAGCAGCACCAACAACAUCAGCAGCACCAACAUCCACAGCAACAGCAGCAACAGCAACACCAGCAACAACACCAACAGCAACAGCAACACCAACCGCCACAGCCAGAGCAAAGUCCAGAUUAUGUACCACGGAUUCAGCGUGAGAAAGAGGCCAUUCCUACAGAUCUUCACAAGAAGACGCAUCAGAAGUUCUUUCGAGAUCAAGGAAGACCUUAUGUAUCCCGGGCUACGGGUAAGGAAGUGCGUGGUCGAGCUAUGGGUCCACCUUGUAAUUGUAAAAAGAAAUGUUGGUCAAAAAUUGAACAUGGGGCAGAUGAAAUAUUUUCUUCCUUUUGGGACAUGGGCAAUUUUGAUGAGCAGAAUGUUUAUUUGUAUGGAAAUAUUUCCAUAAAACCUGUGAGUCGCCACUAUGUUAAAGGAUCUAACAGAAGGACGUAUACAUUUACUUACUGGUGUAAAGUACGUGGAAAACAUGUUGAAGUUUGCAAAGAAAUGUUUAUGGGAGUUCAUGGACUACAGAAUAGUAGAGGGAGAAUUGGAAAUCUAAUGAAACAAAUGAAAGAAGGUAAUUUGCUUCCAAAACCUGACCAACGUGGUAAGCAUGCUAAUCGCCCCAACAAAUAUACUGAACAAAGUCUUCGAGGAGCACGACAGCAUAUUGAAGCAUUUAUCAACCGUAAUAUGACAUUGAAAAAAAUGUAUCGUGAUUAUUAUGUUCCAUGGUGUGAUGAAAAUAAAAUUGCACCUGUUAGUGAAGAUAAAUACAGAAGAAUAUACUCUGAAGAAUACAAAGUUUCCUAAUAGUUGUUACAGAUAUGUGAUAGAAGUAUUUCAUUCAUUGUAAAAUAUUUUCAUCUCAUUCUAGUUAAAAUGCAUAAGACUCAUUUCAUAAUUUUUCAGUCUAUUGUAUAUAAAAUCAUUCAUCUCCCACAGUCACAGUUUGUUUUAAUGAGGUUAUUGAGAGCUUUUAAUUUUUUUUUUUUACUUUUAUUUAGGUUUGUGGAAGGAAAGGUUUUCCUCUUUUAUUUGAUGUAAAAUUAGGAGAAUUGAAUGUUAUGUUGUCAUAGGUUUUCCAAAUGUUCCAUCUGAUGGGAGAUCAAAUAUAUAUGUAUAAGCAGUUCUGAUAUACAUGCAGACUAAUACAGAAAGCUUGUGCCAAGGUAACAGCAUACAGUAGUACAGUGUAAGCUCGCUAAUGUGGACUUGUGGUUAAAACCCAGUCUGGAUGGUCAUGAAUUUUUACCCCCAGAUUAUUAAAGUAUUUUAGCCUAUAUUCAUCCUUGUUAUUAAAACUAUUUAACAUUACUGGUUUAGAAGUACAGAAUUCAAAGUAUUUUUCAUUUUUUCACAAAAAAUAAGUUAGGCUAAUGUUCCUACCUAGCCAAACGUUUAUGGGUAGUCGGAAUACAGCCAUUUAUGUAAACUUACUUCUUGUUAAAUGAAAAUGCCAAAACAAACUGUAUUGAUUUAUAUAGACAGAUAAUCAUAUAAUAUGAUUAAGGAAAUGUUUAUAUACAAGCAGCGUUCAAGGAGUAGAUUUUUCCAUGGCUUUUGCAACUCCCCAAGUUUUUCUUAGUUAUCUCAUUGGCAGAAGAGGAGUAGAAAUUAUGAUGCAAAAGUACAGACGUGUUGUUAGCUAAAUACUUACAGUGUACACACAUUUGGAGGCACAACCUCUUUCAUGACUUUAUUAAUAGGUACAGUAUAUACUCACUUUCUAUCGUAUCCUGCAGUAAUACUGUAUACGUAUAUUAACAAUAACUUCUGGUUACUUUAUAGAAAUCAAUAAUUUAUUUAAUAAAGCUUGUUAUGGGAAUACAAGCGGUUACUGUGGUAUGUUACCUGAUAUGUUUUGGCACAGAAUUUUAUGUUAAUUCUACCGGUUUCCAGCUUGGCACUAGUAUUAUCCUAAUGUUAAGACCUCAGGUUUGUUAGUUUUGAAAUAUACAAAUUGAUUCAAAAUUGGUCAUUUUGUCAUGUGACACCAUCACUGAUGCAUUAUUUAUUGUGAAGAAAAAUGUACCGUAUUCUCUACAUACCAUCUUGAGUCCAUGGCAAGAAGCCAGAAGAAAUUUCUCUUGAUUGCUUUUCUUCUUAAGCUGAUAGAAUUGUCAGUAGGAUAUUUUAUUAUAAAAAGUAACUAUGCAAGCUCUGUAUAAACAGUGCUGUAACCAUACUGUACUUGACAGAACACAGCUUCAGUGUUUUAUUUGAAAGGCAUCUCUCUCUCUCUCUCUCUCUCUCUCUAUCAUAUCAUCAUCAUCAUCACAUAAUGAUGAGUUUUUAUUGUUGUCCUCAUCUGAAAAUUAUAGUGCACUUGACUUUUGCAUUUUUGUUAGGAUCCCUUUAAAUCAUGUUGGGACACAUGACAGUCUCUAUAUAAUAUUCUUUUUAUCUUGUGCACUUUGUAUUUUAAUCCCCAUGUGGUUCAGUCUCCCAUCUAUUCCUCCCUGAUUGUUUGGGUCUUCCCACAAUUGCUACUUUUGAUUGUACACAAGUUUUUAAUACCAUGAUGCCCCUUUCUAGCUGUGCUGUUGCCCAUUUAAAGUCUGGAAUUACCAUCAUAAUUUUAAAGCUUUCUAUUUUAAAUUGUUCUUAAUCUAAUGUUGCUUAUAUGUUUCUCUUUAUUUUUUUAAGUUAGUACCAAAUAUUGUGUGAUUAUCAGGUAGAUCCUUGAAAAAGAUCUGAUCUAGGUUUUGUCCUAAUUAUCCAGAAUUCGUGUUCAUGAGGUCUAAAUUAACGAGGCUACAUUGUACAAUGUUAUUAAAUAAAUACUGGAAAAUU